Molecule: messenger RNA, 3464 nt
Organism: Hippocampus zosterae (dwarf seahorse)
Lineage: Eukaryota; Metazoa; Chordata; Actinopteri; Syngnathiformes; Syngnathidae
Exons: 2
Coding region: 631-2391 (586 amino acids)
Molecular function (GO): catalytic activity
Source: RefSeq, a predicted model, not a curated record
AGCUCUGCUAAUUGAAAUGUAAACAAACUCAUGUCUGGGGGGAGGGGUGCUGCAAAAACUUCGUUUUGGAGCAGGUAACAGCCGCUCCUCUUCAUGGCCAAUGACUAAGUCAAUUAUCAAAAUUGCCACAGCCUUUUUGAACUUUGAGGUCUGCUGUGAAGGCGAGCAUGAUAAAUUUUGAGCAACAUCUACAUACAGUAUUUGAGUAACGAGGAUCACCAAUGUCACAUACUCCUAAAAUAAUUACAGCAAAUAAAAUUAUAUAUAUGUUCACAAACACAACCGCACACACAGUAUAUUUAAACUGACUUAAAAAUUUACAAUUGUUUUUAAAGCAACAUAAUUCCAAACUCUAAUAUGGAAUUUAAUCGUUUCUUGGUUUCUUGGAAUUGGAAUUCUUUACUUAUUGAAUGCAAGUCAUAUUUUCCAGUUUCAAUGUCCAAAGCAGAAUAAAAUGAAUUGGAAUUUCUGGGGCCCUCCGUGAGUCGUCACCUUACCGUGGUGGAGGGGUUUGUGUGUCCCAAUAAUCCUAGAAGCUAAGUUGUCUGGGGCUUUAUGCCCCUGGCAGGGUCACCCAUGGCAAACAGGUUCUAGGUGAGGGGCCAGACAAAGCACGGCUCAAAGACCCCAAUGAUGAAUACAAUAAAUGGAUCUAGGUUUCCCUUGCCCGGACGCGGGUCACCGGGGCCCCCCUCUGGAGCCAGGCCUGGAGGUGGGGCUCGUUGGCAAGCGCCUGGUGGCCGGGCCUACACCCAUGGGGCCCGGCCGGGCACAGCCCGAAGAGGCAAUGUGGGUCCCCCUUCCCAUGGGCUCACCACCCAUGAGAGGGGCCAAAGGGGUCGGGUGCAAUGUGAGCUGGGCGGCAGCCAAAGGCGGGGACCCUGGCGGUCCGAUCCUCGGCUGCAGAAGCUAGCUCUUGGGACAUGGAAUGUCACCUCUCUGGCAGGGAAGGAGCCCGAGCUGGUGUGUGAAGCAGAGAAUUUCCGACUGGAUAUAGUCGGACUUGCCUCCACACACAACCUGGGUUCUGGUACCAGUUCUCUCGAGAGGGGUUGGACUCUCUUUCACUCUGGAGUUGCUCACGGUGAGAGGCACAGAGCAGGUGUGGGCAUGCUCAUUGCCCCCCGGCUCAGUGCCUGUACAUUGGGGUUCACACCGGUGGACGAGAGGGUUGCAUCCCUUCGCCUGCGGGUGGGGGGACGGGUCCUGACUGUUGUUUGUGCAUAUGCACCAAACAGCAGCUCAGCAUACCCACCCUUUUUGGAGUCCUUGGAGGGUGUGCUGGAGAGUACUCCUGCUGGGGACUCCCUUGUUCUGCUGGGGGACUUCAAUGCUCACGUGGGCAAUGACAGUGAGACCUGGAGGGGCGUGAUUGGGAGGAACGGCCCCCCCGAUCAGAACUCGAGUGGUGUUUUGUUAUUGGACUUCUGUGCUCGUCACGGACUGUCCAUAACGAACAACUUGUUCAAACAUAAGGGUGUCCACAUGUGCACUUGGCACCAGGACACCCUAGGCCGUAGUUCCAUGAUCGACCUUGUGGUCGUGUCAUCGGAUUUGUGGCCGCAUGUUCUGGACACUCGGGCGAAGAGAGGGGCGGAGCUGUCAACUGAUCACCACCUGGUGGUGAGUAGGCUCCGAUGGUGGGGGAAGAUGCCGGUCCGUCCUGGCAGACCCAAACGUAUUGUGAGGGUCUGUUGGGAGCGUCUGGCAGAAUCCCCUGUCAGAAGGAGUUUCAACCCCCACCUCCGACAGAGCUUUUCCCAUGUUCUGGGGGAGACGGGGGACAUUGAGUCCGAGUGGACCAUGUUCCGUGCCUCUAUUGUUGAGGCGGCCAAUCUGAGUUGUGGCCGUAAGGUGGUUGGUGCCUGUCGUGGCGGCAACCCUCGUACUCGCUGGUGGACACCAGCAGUAAGGGAUGCCGUCAAGCUGAAGGAGUCCUAUCGAGCCUUUAUGGCCUGUGGGACGCCAGAGGCAGCUGACGGGUAUCGACUGGCCAAGCGGAACGCAGCUUUGGUGGUCGCCGAGGCAAAAACCAGAGCAUGGGAAGAGUUCGGUGAGGCCAUGGAAGCCGACUUCCGAACGGCUUUGAGGAAAUUCUGGUCCACCAUCCGACGUCUCAGGAGGGGGAAGCAGUGCACCACUAACACUGUGUACAGUGGGGAUGGGGCGCUGUUGACUUCAACUCGGGACGUUGUGAACCAGUGGGCAGAAUACUUCGAAGACCUCCUCAACUCCACCAACACGCCUUCCUUGGAGGAAGCAGAGCCUGGGGACUCUGAGGUGGGCUCUCCUAUCUCUGUGGUUGAAGUCACCGAUGUGGUUAAAAAGCUCCUCAGUGGCAAGGCCCGCAGUUCCUCAAGGCUCUGGAUGUUGUGGGGCUGUCCUGGUUGACACGCCUCUGCAACAUCGCGUGGUCAACAGGGAGAGUGCCUCUGGAUUGGCAGACCGGGGUGGUAGUCCCUCUUUUUAAAAAGGGGGACCGGAGGGUGUGUUCCAACUACAGAGGGAUCACACUCCUCAGCCUCCCUGGUAAGGUCUAUUCAGGGGUGCUGGAGAGGAGGGUCCAUCAGGAAGUCGAGCCUCAGAUUGAGGAGGAGCAGUGUGGUUUUCGUCCCGGCCGUGGAACAGUGGACCAGCUCUACUCCCUUAGCAGGGUUCUCGAGGGUAUGUGGGAAUUCGCCCAACCAGUCUACAUGUGUUUUGUGUACUUGGAGAAGGCGUUUGACCGUGUCCCUCGGGGAGUUCUGUGGGGGGUGCUUCGUGGGUAUGGAGUACCGAACCCCCUGUCUCGGAGUUGUUUGUCCACAACCCCCCACCCCCCAUAGAAUUUAUUUUGUGAUUUCCUCUCUUGAUUUUCAGUUUGGCGCAUUAGUGUUUGCUUUUCUGAGUGUCAUUGAAGUCAUCGUUCAUUUACGUUUUCUUGGGUGGUCACUCUCGAGCAGAAGGCAUGGAAACCGAGAAGGAGAAGGACGUGCCGGUCCAGUAGUCGCUUGAGUUGUGUAUCUACAGUACGUUUUAAAAAGAACCAACACGACAGCUCGUUUGUUUUCUGUCGUUUUGCUCCGCUGCAGAAACUGCCGUGUGAAGCGGCUUUUUACGUGUGAACGCUCCACACAAUUUGCUGCGGUGCAAAAUAUAUCGCAACAAAAUAUAUCGGUGCAGCGCCGGCGCAAAUGUGUGCCGUGUGAACGGCCCUUUAGUCAAUCAGUUCCUACAACAACAAAUCGCAACCGGCCCCUUGCUAGGUUCUGAUAACCUUCAAUCUUGGCUCCGGCCUCCCUGUAUGAGGUUUGCAUGUUCUCCCCGGGCCUGUGUGGGUUUUCUCCAGGUACUCCGGUUUCCUCCCACAUUCCAAAAACAUGCAUGAAAGAAUAAUGGAACACUCUAAAUUGUCCCUAGGUGUGAGUGUCAGUAUGGAUGGUUGUUCAUCCAUGCGUGUCCUUUUAGAACAGCUUUUCACAUGG